AUGAUCACUUCCCCUCCUUCGUCUGCUGGUCCUGUAUCGCCUCACGAAGGACAGCCUAUCUCCUCAGUAGUGUCUUCCAGAAAAGCUGGGCGAGUGUUUGACCUUGCAAGAGGUGUCGAAUUGUUCAAACGUGGAUCAGAGGAAGUUUUGGCUAGGUUUCUAAAAAUGAGCUCAUGGGAGGAAGAGUCCUCUCCUCAGUGGCGAUUCGGUGCUGUCAUCGUAGUAGUAUCUCAUUUCUGA
This is a messenger RNA of Lentinula edodes (shiitake mushroom), 240 nucleotides long. RefSeq lists its product as uncharacterized. The record is from RefSeq and is a predicted model, not a curated record. The transcript has a single exon. Bases 1 to 240 code for a protein of 79 amino acids. Lineage: Eukaryota; Fungi; Basidiomycota; Agaricomycetes; Agaricales; Omphalotaceae.